UCUUGUUUAAAAUAUUAAAUAUGUCAAAAUUCCCCGAGUGUUACGCUGAUACAUGCCACCAAACAGCCUCUGUUUACGUGGAGAAGGAGAGGAGCUACUUCUGUGGAGACUGCUUCGACUUAGACUUUGCAGAAAAUGGAGGAGAAAGUCUGGUCCCUCCUAAUGAUGCCGCUAAGAUGCUUGAAUUAGUGGAGAAUGUCUUGAAAAUGUACAGAGAUUUCGCUGCUGAUAAGUAUGAAGAUGAAGCUAAUGAGACAACAGAGAAGCUAUGAAAUGAACUAAUGUGAGAAGUCGAAGGACUCAAAGAUAAGCUAACAGAAGCUUUGAAUGAUGGACAUUUUUAUGAGUUUCCUACUCUGAAAACAAAAGCUACAAACAUCCAGACGACUUUGGCCAAUAAGAAGACCUUUGUAUGCUUCGCUCUCAAGAAAUUGUGGAGAUCUGCACAAGAUGAAAUCAUGAAUUCAAAGAGAUCGCCCAUGACAACAGGACAGUCUUUCGGAGAGGAUGAAAAAUUUCAAGAGGUGUUUAAGAACAACGAACUUGCUAUUGAAAAGGUUGUGGAAGAGAACAAGAAACUGUGCCAGGAAGACGAACAAUUUAAGGCAAAAACCCCUUCCCAGAUCUGCCCUAAAUGCCUAAUCUCCUUCCCCGUAGAACCCUCUGAAGAGGCCAAGUUUAACCUUCCUUCCAAGCCUAAGUUACCAAAGAAUCCUCUUUUGCAGGAAGAGAUGGGCAGAGACCCUGAGUGCCUCAAAUUUGUUGACAACAUGAAGGAGGAUAAGGGAGCAUGGUUCUUGCUGAAGAAUGAAUUACAUCAGAAAGUAUUCAGACUAGUAGACCAGGCGGCGUUAUCAGAGUUAAAGAUAAUCACUAUACGUGAUGCAAAUUUGGUGGACGAAGCCGACUUCACGACCUUCACCACCAAAAUCCCGCUCAACCUCAACUACUUCGACUUCAACCUGGAAUCCCCUUACUCCAAAAUAACCGCCUAUCUUCCUUCGAUCCUACUACUCAGCUCCAAAAUCACUGGAACAAUAAGGCUGGCUUCCUGCACAAUAACUGUGAAAGAGAUAGUUCUGAUAAACAAGACUUUCAAGGCUAUCAGAGUCAGAUACGGUAAGUUAAGAGUGGGAUGUUUAGGCAGUAAGAUGAGGGAUUAGCUUUAGCUGAUGUCAGGAUUGAGAAGGAGGGUUAAGAAGGAAGGGAUGGGGAAGAGGGAUUUUUGAGAUUCAAUGUGAGUGUAGA
Messenger RNA from Moneuplotes crassus, 1248 nucleotides. The record is from the annotation of a GenBank genome assembly. Lineage: Eukaryota; Ciliophora; Spirotrichea; Euplotida; Euplotidae.